GCUAUGAUGAAUUCAUUGAGUGACAUCCCUGACUGUCGGAGAACACUCCAUUUGUUACGGGUUUACCCCCAGUCUUCUUUGCGUCAAAAGCCAUCCAUACUCGGUCAGCCCCAUAGAAGGUACGUGGAAGAACAGAAAGAUGCUUCAAAGGAGGAGGAAGUUGACGAUUUUCCAAUGGAAAGAAAAUUGAGCGAAGACAUAGGCGUGUUACAUUUGGAAAAGGAGAAAAUGGAACAAGGUUCUGACGACUUGGAGAAAUCUGAAGAAAUCCAGCCGAAUUCUGAGCACCACCCUCCUAGUGCUGGCUCCUUCUUACCUUCUGAACGAAACCUCCAACUGCCUUCCUCCAAUCAUCCUCAGGAGCAACCCAUGCCACAACUAAUAUCACAACAUCCGGAAACGGUGUCUUCCGAUAGUCAUAUCGAGUCCACAUCCGAAGAGGAAAAACAAAUCCAUCAAGAAGGAAUUACAUCGUAUCCGGCAGGAUCCUUUGGCCCACAUAUGCCUUUACCAUUGAAUUUUAAUUCCUAUCUCAUGCACUAUCCACAAAAUUCUCUAAUGCCUCAAUUCUACCCAGGCUUACCUCUUCGAAUGCCAUCAGCUGAAUUCCAACCAGACUUACAUGUUAAAAUGCCAAUAGCACCUGACUUGCAUCAAGGAUACGCAAUAGGGCAAGAAACGAGGACACUCGGACCUCUCCAAUUUUGGAAGUAUGGUUUUAUUGGGAACCAACAAGUACCUUCCACAGGACCGAUUGAUCCAAUUUCAGACAACAUGCCGGACAAUGAAGGGAGGGAGAAAAUGGAGUUGUCACUGGCUCAAAAAAUGAAGGAAACGAGCAGGAACAUUGAUGGAUUCAUUCACCAGCUUCCGAUGAGGGAAACCUUGAGAGAUGACAAUCAUCGUUUAGCGAAGUAUGAGAUUGGCGAAGAAGGACCCACAUAUGAAUCAGGAAGGGUUCUCAUGCUCAUUGGAGCCACGGGGACAGGGAAGACUACACUUAUUAACGCCAUGGUGAAUUACGUCUAUGGAGUGAAAUGGGAAGACAAUUUCCGAUUUAAGAUUAUCUUGGACGAAGGCGGAAAAAAAUCUCAAGCCCAUAGCCAGACCCGGUCGAUCUCGGCGUACGUCUUACACAAGCAAGAAGGAUUCGCUAUUCCUUAUACAUUGACCGUCGUCGAUACGCCCGGGUUCGGCGAUACCGCAGGCAUCAAAGCAGAUGAAGACUUGAGAAUUCAAAUCAAGAAUUUCUUCUCUUCCGGCGGGACCAUCGGCAUGGAUCAGCUUCAUGGUAUCGGAUUCGUUGUCCAAGCUUCCUUGGCCAGGCUUACCCCCACUCAAAAAUACAUAUUCAACUCAAUAUUGGCCGUUUUCGGAAAAGACGUAGAGAAGAGCAUCUAUGUAUUGACUACUUUCUCGGACUCCGAAAAAGCACCAGUUUUGGCCGCCAUCCAGGAAGCCAGCAUUCCAUACAGAGAGCAUUACAAAUUCAGUAACUCCGCCUUCUUUGUGAACCCCUCAGAUGACUCCGAUUCAAAGAUUUUGAACACAUUUUUCUGGGAUCUGGGAAUGAAAAGCUUUCAGAAUUUCCUCUUGAGUUUCGUAGAGUCCGACCCUGUGAGUCUGACUAUGACGAAAGAGGUCCUGGAGGAAAGAGAACGCUUGGAAGCAGCGCUCGCGGCCAUCUUACCGCAAAUUCGGAUAGCAAAAGGAAAUAGCUUGACUGCAAAGGAGCUUCUGGAAGAACUCAUCAAGGACUUCAAUCAGGAGAGGGUCAAAGUCUUGGAACUGACAAGAGAGGCGCACAAAUGCAAGCAGAAGCUCGAAGAAAUAGCAUUGAAUCCUAAUCCACUUGGUAUCACAGAUUACAUCGAUUUGUUGAUUCAGAGAGAGACACAAGAAGGAAAACCUGGCUUCCUGCAGAGGAUUAAAUACCUGGAAGAUGCGAAGGAGAAAGCAGAAUUGGCCAAGAAGCUCAAGGACGGUUUUGACCCAUUCCAGGUGUACAGGAAAGAGUUCGAAGAGAAGGGAAUCGAUAUAUCUGCCUUCAAUCCGAAUCCAGAUCAGGAUCGCUCAAUAAUAUCACGUCUUAAAGGAGUAUUCAAGGGAGUCAAGGACAAGUUUGCUUUUGUUGAACAUGACCUCCUACGAAUGGAUAAUGAGGGAUAUGAUAAAGGAAACGUGAAGUCCCUAUUUUAUAGGCCAUUGAGAGAAAGCGCUGCACCUGUGCAAAGUUCAUCUUCCAUUUUCAAGAAAGAGGUUACAAGAUUAGAGUGA
Messenger RNA from Darwinula stevensoni, 2277 nucleotides. The record is from the annotation of a GenBank genome assembly. NCBI's taxonomy places the organism in Eukaryota, Metazoa, Arthropoda, Ostracoda, Podocopida, Darwinulidae.